AUGGUGUUUCUGGGCGAUAUCGUCGAUCGUGGCAAGCGUCAGUUGAUGGGCCUCGUACUGAUCGUCGCUGGCUUGGUGCUACACCCAGAUACGAUCUGCUACGUUUCUGGAAAUCACGAAUUGGCCAGUUGCCAUCGACAGUAUGGUUUCCUACAUCAGCUCAAGGAUGAGGGCUACCCGGAUUACCUGUACGACGCAAUUAUCGGCUUCAUGGCCGCCCUGCCCCUGGUGGCCAUCAUCGACGAGCGUAUCAUGGCCAUGCAUGGGGGCCUUGGUCCCGAGGUCACAGCGGAAGUCAUCCGUGAUGGUUUUGACCCUCGCGAUGCUAUGAGCUACAAGUUGAAAACAGGGAUCCUUUGGAGUGAUCCAAAUCACGGCGUAAAAAGAUUUUCCGAGAACCUGAGUCGCGGUGCCGGGUACUAUUUCGGAAUCGAAGCCAUCGCAGAUGUCCGCCAUCGACUGGGCAUCGAUUUCAUAAUCCGUGCGCACCAGGAGAUGAACACGGGCGUUCGGUUUUUCGGCGAUUGGCUGAUCUCGGUGUACACGACGUGCCGACGCGGGCCUUGCAUCGCACUUAAAGGGGCGACCGACGCCGACCAGCGGAUGGAGAUCAUCGCGGAGGAUAUGGAAGAAAAUGCGGAAAUGGGUGGCGUUUUGGUUUACGAUGGCAGCCGUUCAUUGACAAUGAUCCACUUCAUCCCUGCGUAUCAGUUUUUCGACUCUCAUGAGCAGUUCGCCGCUGCCUUCGAUGACAAAUUGGCCAAUGAACUCGCCUUUGCCCAUGCAAAUUGCGAUGCUACUUUUGAGCCAUUUCGCUUUGACACCAAGGAUACAACGGCGGCCUCCGCUGCAAGCCAGAAUGCUGAGGAUUCUGAGGUUACCGUUGCC
Mesorhabditis spiculigera is the source of this 888-nucleotide messenger RNA. NCBI's taxonomy places the organism in Eukaryota, Metazoa, Nematoda, Chromadorea, Rhabditida, Rhabditidae. The record is from the annotation of a GenBank genome assembly.